AAUGAGUGAUAUUAAAGAAAUAGAAGUGGAAAAGAAAUUCAUCGAAGAGUAUUUUAAAUAAAUCAGCACUUCUGAUAUAGAUACUAUUAAAAGGUAUCUCUUGUAUGUAAAAUAACGCAAGAGGGGUAAUGAAAAUGAGAAGGUUCCCAUUAGAACAUUUAUAAAUGUAAUUUCUGAGGGAAAAGGUAAGAAGGCCAUUCAUUUUGGUGCAUCUAGAGGAGACUUAGAUGUGUUUAAAUUUUUGGUCAAAAAAGGAGCAGAUGUUAAUUUGUUGGAUGAUGAAAAGAAUAAUCCAUUUAUGAUUGCUGUUCAACAUAAUCAUUUAUCUAUUGUACAAUAUUUAAUUGAUUUCCAUCAUGUUGAUGUGAAUUACACUAGAAAUACAAUUACAGCUCUUCAUUUAGCUGCUUAAUAAGGUGCUAUUCCAAUGAUUGAAUUAUUACUUUCAGCAGGAGCCAAUAUCAAUUCAUUGUCCAAUUUUGGAACUCCAGUUUCAUUUGCAGUGGCAUAUUAAUAAAAUUGGAGUGCUCUCCAUUUAAUAAAGAAAGGAGCAGACUUAAAUAUUGUUUAAAAUGGAAUGCCUUCUUUAUUACAUUUAUUAAUUGACUAAAAUAAUCAAGAAUUAUUUAAUACAAUAUUUGAAGAAUUUCCUGACAAAAUUGAUGUUAAUAUUAAAGACCCAGAUGGAUGGUCAGCUUUACAUUUAUGUGCAGAGAAAGGAUUAUUAAAAUUUUCAUAAACAUUGAUUAAAUAUGGUGCUGAUAUUAAUUAUGAAAAUUAAAAGUAAACUCCUUUAGACUUAGCAGUAUAAAAUGAAAAAUGGGAUUGUGUUGAAUAUUAUAGAGAAUUUGCUUUGAGAAAAGAACCUUAAAUUCCACCUUCUCUAGUGUAGUUGACAGAUGCAUAAGUUAAGGAUUUAUAUAAUGAAAUUAAUGUUGAAAAGGUGGAAGCUAAUAAAUUAUUAUAAGCUGAAAAAUAUGAAGAAGCAAUUAUUAAAUAUACUGAAAUAAUUGAGAAAUCAAAAUAGAUUGUUGAUUAAUAUAGAGAUGAAAUUGUGAAGAUUUACACUAAUUUAGCAAAUGCUUAAUUGAAAUUAUCAAAAUAUAAGGAUAUUUUAACAAUUUGUAAAUAGGCUAGAAAUGUUAAGAAAGAUUGGGUUAAGAUCUACUAUUAUGAAGGUUAGGCUUAUGAAGGAUUGAAUGAAUUUGGAGAGGCAGCAGCAUCCUAUUUUGAAGCAUUAAAGAUUUAAUAGGAGCCAGGAAUGAAAGCAUUAUUUGAUUAAGCUAUCAAGAGAGGCAAGGAAUUACAUAAAUAAAAAUGA
Molecule: messenger RNA, 1321 nt
Organism: Paramecium primaurelia
Lineage: Eukaryota; Ciliophora; Oligohymenophorea; Peniculida; Parameciidae
Source: the annotation of a GenBank genome assembly